This is a messenger RNA of Propithecus coquereli (Coquerel's sifaka), 2022 nucleotides long. RefSeq names its product dynein, axonemal, assembly factor 2 (gene DNAAF2). The record is from RefSeq and is a predicted model, not a curated record. Gene Ontology annotation, biological process: axonemal dynein complex assembly. NCBI's taxonomy places the organism in Eukaryota, Metazoa, Chordata, Mammalia, Primates, Indriidae. Gene Ontology annotation, cellular component: cytoplasm. Bases 1 to 1932 code for a protein of 643 amino acids. The transcript has a single exon.
AUGGCCAAAGCGGCAGCCUCCUCGCCGCUGGAGGACUUGGACCUGAGCGGAGAGGAGGUCGAGCGGCUCACCUCCGCCUUCCAAGACCCGGAGUUCCGGCGACUGUUCUCCAAGUACGCCGAGGAGCUCACUGACCCGGAGAAUCGGCGGCGCUACGAGGCAGAGAUCACGGCGCUGGAGCGUGAGCGCGGAGUGGAGGUGCGGUUCGUGCACCCGGAGCCGGGCCACGUACUGCGCACCAGCCUGGACGGGGCGCGGCGCUGCUUCGUGAACGUGUGCAGCAACGCACUGGUGGGCGCGCCGAGCAGCCGCCCCGGCUCCGGGGCAGAUGGGGGUGCAGCGCCUGGCAGCCAUUGGUCCCUGCCCUACAGCCUGGCGCCAGGCCGCGAGUACGCGGGGCGCGGCGGCACCCGCUACAUGGUCUACGAUGUGGUUUUCCACCCUGAUGCGCUUGCGCUGGCCCGGGGUUAUGAGCGCUUCCGCCAGAUGCUGGACGCCACGGCCCUGGAGGCAGUGGAGAAGCAGUUCAGCGUGAAGCUGGACCGCAGGAAUGCCAAGACCCUGAAGGUCAAGUACAAGGGGACCCCGGAGGCCGCCGUGCUGCGCACGCCCCUGCCAGGGGGCGUCCCAGCCCGGCCCGAGGAGGAGCCGGAGAGCCCUCUCCUGGAUUUCCCCUACCCCUACAGGUACCCGUCACCCGCCGGGGACUCGGCAGUCCCCCGGCCCCAGGUGCCCUCACCUCCGGAGGCGCUCUUACAGCCCGCCCCCACCGAGCCUCGCUACAGCGUGGUGCAGCGCCACCACGUGGACCUCCAGGAUUACCGCUGCUCCCGGGACUCAGCUCCAAGUCCCGUGCCCCACGAGCUGAUUGUCACCGUCGAAAUGCCGCUGCUGCGCUCUGCCGAGCAGGCGGUGCUGGAGGUGACGGGAAAGCUGCUGUGCCUCGACUCAAGGAAACCCGACUACCGGUUGCGGCUCUCGCUCCCGUACCCGGUGGAGGACAGCCGCGGCAAAGCGCAGUUCAACAAGGCUCGGCGGCAGCUGGUAGUGACGCUGCCCGUGUCGCUGCCGGCCGCGCGCCAGGAGCUCACCGCUGCGCCGGAAGAGGCCGCAGGUCGGCCCGGAACUGACGGCGCGGCCUGCGCUUCCGCUAGCGAAGGGGAGGCGGGACCGGCGGGGGGUCGCUCCGGAGACCGAAGCUGGGAUCCCAGCCGAGCAGGGGCUUUAGACGCCGGGAUCACUACCCCGAGCGCCCCCGAGCUGGCGCUGCUGCCGGCUGGUGCUGGAAAGCAGCUUGUCCCCGAGUCAGAGGAGCAGGACUUUGGCGGGCACGCGGUGUCUCGCGGUGGGGAGAAGCCGUCUUCUGGAGCAGAGAGUUUACCUGGUGGCAGAGGCUCUCCUUUUACUUCAUCCCGGGGCCUUGAGUGGGAGUCUUCUGUAGGAGAUCUCAGGGUGGAGACGUGCGUGGACCUGGAGGGCACAGGCGGCCAGUCCUCUGACCGAGCCAUGUGUGUUCCCGGGACCGAGAGCGGGGAACCUUUGUGUCCUCCUUUGCUGUGUAAUCAGAAGACAGAAUCCUUGACUCUGCUAAUUCAAGUGCCUCGGAUCCAGCCGCAAAGUCUUCAAGGGGAUUUGAGCCCCCUCCGGUACAAAUUGCGCUUCUCCACACAAGACUUAGUUUAUUCCUUCUUUUUGCAAUUUGCUCCAGAGAAUAAAUUGAGUACCAAAGAACCCGUGAUUAGCAUUUCUUCAAACAAUGCAGUGAUAGAACUGGCCAAAUCUCCAGAGAGCCAUGGACUUUGGAGAGAGUGGUAUUAUGGUUUAAACAGCGAUUCUUUGGAGGUAACAGUUCUUUCUAGAGUCUUAAUAUUUGAAAUAUUCCAUAUCAAUUUCAAAAUUUGCUGUUACAGACACCCUCUCAGUUUCUCUUAAAACAUUUUCCAUUAUAACUUUUUUGGUAAUGACUUGAAAGUGGUGCACGUGAUGAAAGAUGUCAGCGCGUGUUAAACGUAUUUUGAAAAA